AUACAGAGAGGGAGGCGCAGCCGCAGCGUAGGGAUUAAUGGCGCGAAGUUCAACGAAUCUUCUUCACGCUUAACUGUAACACACACAUAUACACACACUCAGCUGUGGUGCCUCGGAACUGUCGGCCCCUCCAUUUUCCAUCUCCUUUUUGCCUUUGUUUGGUCUCCAUUUCUCUUUUUAUACGCAUGUAUGCGCAGAUCGUGGUGGAGAGAUAUUGAGAUACACAGAUUGGCCUUUCUCGAUCCGGGUUCUUCAUUGAUUUCAGGUGCAGACCUCGAAUCUCGUCCUCAUUUGCGUUCGUUCGUGGUGCGCAUCGGCUUUGGGCUCCGCAGAUCAAUUCAGGAUAUUUGAAUGGCUACAAGUGUAGCUUCAGGGAGCGGCCAGCUUCAUUUUCAAGAGGCCUUUUUGAGGGGACAUGGUGGCAAACUGGCUUAUACUGUUCGUAAUAUAGCCGUUCCGCUGUGCAUGCAGAAGGAGCUUUCUUGGUGUCAUGGGGUCUCUAAAGUCUUGCAGAUUAACAAAUCUAAUUACUUCCAACCCCAUAUCAAGGGAGAGUGCAAUCUACGCAGAACCGUGAUCAGAUCGUACCUGAGAGAGGGUCAUAAUAAAUAUUUUGAUUUUGCUGUUAUUGGAAGUGGAGUUGCUGGCCUUCGUUAUGCUCUUGAAGUUGCAAAACUUGGAACUGUUGCAGUAAUAACCAAGGCUGAACCACACGAGAGCAACACCAACUAUGCACAGGGUGGUGUGAGUGCUGUGUUAAGCCCAUCAGAUUCAGUGGAGAGUCACAUGCAUGAUACAAUUGUUGCAGGCGCUUAUCUAUGUGAUGAGGAGACUGUCCGAGUAGUGUGUACAGAAGGACCUGAGAGAAUCAGAGAAUUGAUUGCAAUGGGUGCUUCAUUUGAUCAUGGGGAGGAUGGGAAUUUGCACCUGGCAAGGGAGGGAGGACAUUCUCAUCGUAGGAUUGUACAUGCUGCGGAUAUGACUGGUCGGGAGAUAGAGAGGGCUCUCUUAGAAGCAGUGCGGAAAGAUCCUAAUAUCUUUGUGUUUGAGCAUCAGUUUGCUAUAGAUUUGCUGACUUCUCAGGAUGGUUCUGACACUGUUUGCCUUGGCGUUGAUACUUUGAAUACAGAAACACAUGAGGUGGUGAGAUUCAUCUCGAAGGUAACCCUACUUGCAUCAGGAGGAGCAGGACAUAUCUAUCCCAAUACUACCAAUCCUCAGGUCGCAACUGGAGAUGGAAUUGCUAUGGCUCACCGAGCUGAUGCUGUAAUUUCCAAUAUGGAGUUUGUGCAGUUCCACCCGACUGCUUUGGCUGAUGAAGGACUUCCAGCUAAGCCGAAAGAGGCCCGACAAAAUGCCUUUUUGAUAACUGAAGCUGUGAGAGGAGAUGGAGGCAUCCUCUACAACAUGGACAUGGAGAGGUUCAUGCCCAUGUAUGAUGAGAGGGCAGAGCUUGCCCCAAGAGAUGUCGUAGCAAGAAGCAUAGAUGAUCAGCUCAAGAAGCGUAAUGAGAAAUAUGUCCUUCUUGACAUAAGUCACAAGCCCAGAGACAAAAUUCUCUCCCACUUCCCCAACAUAGCAGCAGAGUGUCUCAAGCACGGCUUAGACAUAACCAGACAACCAAUCCCCGUCGUUCCUGCAGCUCAUUACAUGUGUGGUGGAGUCCGUGCUGGGCUCCAAGGGGAAACCAAUGUCAGAGGUCUCUACGUGGCUGGUGAAGUCGCCUGCACUGGCCUGCACGGAGCAAAUCGCCUUGCUAGUAACUCAUUGCUUGAGGCCCUUGUCUUUGCAAGAAGGGCAGUUCAACCUUCAAUAGACCACAUGAAGAGCUCACGAGUUGAUCGUGGAACUUCAUAUUCUUGGGCCCGGCCUAUAAUGCCAAAAUCACUCGGAAAGUCAGUGCUGAACAACAUCUCCCUCAAGACGAGGGAAGUGAGGAGAGAGCUUCAGUCGAUAAUGUGGAAGUACGUGGGAAUUGUCAGAUCAACAACGAGGCUGCAGAAAGCUGAGAUGAGGAUUGGAGAGCUGGAACUGGAAUGGGAGACUUACCUAUUCCAGCAUGGCUGGGAACCUACAAUGGUGGGGCUGGAGGCAUGUGAGAUGAGGAACCUGUUUUGCUGUGCCAAACUCGUUUUAAGUAGCGCUCUAGCACGCCAUGAAAGCCGUGGCCUUCACUACAUGGUCGACUACCCCCAAGUCGAGGAAAGCUUGAGGCUGCCCACUAUCAUCUUCCCAUCUUCACCAGUAAGCAGCUCAUGGAGCUCAAGGCAACUUCACAGGUAAGUAACGAGAUGUAUUAUUAGAAAGAACUCAAAUUUGUCGAUUUUUCCGCCUAAACUUUAGGUGGCCUGCAUUUGUUACAGAAAAACAUAUUGCAAGAUUGGAUUAUACGCAGCAAAUUAAAAUUAUUGUGUAAACAUGAUACGGUCAUUAAUUCUUUUUAUUUAAGUAGCUAUUUUACUUU
Messenger RNA from Salvia splendens (bonfire salvia), 2464 nucleotides. Its product is annotated as L-aspartate oxidase, chloroplastic. The record is from RefSeq and is a predicted model, not a curated record. Gene Ontology annotation, biological process: NAD+ biosynthetic process. Bases 352 to 2283 code for a protein of 643 amino acids. Lineage: Eukaryota; Viridiplantae; Streptophyta; Magnoliopsida; Lamiales; Lamiaceae. Gene Ontology annotation, molecular function: L-aspartate oxidase activity. The transcript is spliced from 8 exons.